Messenger RNA from Trichomycterus rosablanca, 1745 nucleotides. It is a transcript of the gene sars2, whose product is annotated as seryl-tRNA synthetase 2, mitochondrial. The transcript is spliced from 16 exons. Lineage: Eukaryota; Metazoa; Chordata; Actinopteri; Siluriformes; Trichomycteridae. Gene Ontology annotation, molecular function: ATP binding; tRNA binding; serine-tRNA ligase activity. The record is from RefSeq and is a predicted model, not a curated record. Gene Ontology annotation, biological process: mitochondrial seryl-tRNA aminoacylation. Bases 66 to 1571 code for a protein of 501 amino acids. Gene Ontology annotation, cellular component: mitochondrion.
UGGCGUCCUCUGUCAGUAAAGUGACACGCUUUUGCUCCUUCUUCCCGGCUGCAGUAAGACAUCAUAUGUGUAACAACAGAAACGUGUUUUAUCGCUCCUGUUCAUCCGGUCAUGUUCGCCUCAAAUCAAGUCUUUAUGAACACAUUAAAGAGGGUUACAGUGAUAAACCCGACCUCGAUAUGCAGAGGAUCUGUCAGCACACUGAGCAGGUGAUCUCAGAGCUGGAGAACAGGAAAGGAGAUCUGAGAGCAGCUGAUGUUAGAGAUAUUAUCUCAACGUGGAAGCAGCUGCAGGUGGUCAGAAAGGAAAUACAGCAGUUUGAGGAACAGAAGAAAAUGAUCAGUGAGAAAGUUCGGACUCUUGUGGAGCAGCAUGACAAAAAAGUUCUAUCAGGUCUAAAGGAAUAUGGCUUAGCGAGAGAGGAGGGCAGAGAGAUCAGAGCGAGGUUGAGUCAGCUUUACCCACAGCAGACUGACCUGGAGCAGCAGCUUUUUUGCCGAGCUCUGAGGCUUCCUAACAAAACACAUCCAGAUGUGCCCAUUGGAGAUGAGAGCCAGGCGAGGGUGGUCGAACUAGUUGGACAGAAAGCAGAGUUCGGCUUCAAACCCAAAGGCCACCUUGAAAUAGGGGAAAGUCUGGACAUCAUCCGGCAAAGGCGCCUCGCUCAUGUAUCAGGUCAUAGGUCGUACUAUCUGAGAGGAGCAGGGGCUAGACUUCAAACCGCACUACAGAAUUUUGCACUGGACCUCCUCCAGAAAAAGGGUUUUAUCCAGAUGGUUGUUCCAGACAUGCUGAAAAGUGUUGUGUUUGAAGGUUGUGGGAUGCAGCCUCACGCUCACCGCUCGCAGGUUUACUCUCUGGAUUCAAACCGCUUCCCCGACCUUAAUCUCGCCGGCACGGGAGAAGUCGGUAUAGCAGGAUAUUUUAUGGACCACGCUGUAAAUUUGAAAGACAUGCCUGUCAGGACAAUGUGCAGUAGCACCUGUUACAGAGCAGAAACCGAUACCGGCAGAGAGACAUGGGGACUCUACAGGGUUCAUCACUUCAACAAGGUGGAGAUGUUCGGUGUAACAGCAGAUGACACUGGAGAGGAGAGUUCACAGCUGUUGGAUGAGUUUGUAUCAUUGCAGAAGGAGAUUUUCUCCUCCCUCAAGCUUCAUUUCAGGGUUUUAGACAUGCCAACUCAAGAGCUGGGAGCACCAGCCUUCAGAAAGUAUGAUAUCGAAGCAUGGAUGCCAGGCCGCGGAAGAUAUGGCGAGAUCUCCAGCGCAUCAAACUGCACAGACUACCAAAGCCGACGGCUUAAUGUCCUGUACGAAGGAAACGAUGGCAGUCUGAAGUACGCUCACACUGUAAACGCUACAGCAUGUGCUAUUCCUCGCACCAUUAUUGCCAUUUUGGAGACUCAUCAGACAAAGGAGGGAACGGUACGUGUUCCAGAGGUCUUGCAGCCGUACCUCGGCUUGGAGGUGAUCGAAAAGCCCAAAUGCACUCCCCUUAAAUACAUCGGACCAAAUCAACCCAACCGUCCAUCUCUCUCCAUAUCUGAAAGCUCCCAAAACUCCCAAUGAUGUCCAAAUCCACAGUGGAACUCUUAAAUGUCAUAAUAAGUCAUUUUUUGAAUCAGGUAGUUCUGAUCCACAUAGCUAAACAGAUAGCUCAAUAUGAACUGUGUCACUGCUGCCUUACCUGAGUAAUGUGUGGUCAUUCAAUAAAGAAAUGUAUUUACUGCAAACAUGGGAAAA